Molecule: messenger RNA, 315 nt
Organism: Sporothrix brasiliensis 5110
Lineage: Eukaryota; Fungi; Ascomycota; Sordariomycetes; Ophiostomatales; Ophiostomataceae
Exons: 1
Coding region: 1-315 (104 amino acids)
Source: RefSeq, a predicted model, not a curated record
AUGCUUCCUGGCCGCAGAAACUUCCGCUUGCCGCACAGCGUCACCUGCAUAGCUGAGAUCCUUAGCUUCUGUGCAAAUGAUGACCUGAUGCAGGAGCCCUCAUUUAAGAACGCCCACAACAAAAGAACUUUGCUAGACCAGCUCGGGGUGAAGUCGCUGCCCACCGCGCGGUCGCGCUGGAUAUUUGCCACUGGCACAUCCGGUGAUGACCGUCGACUGGGUAUCCGGCGAGUUCGGCGGUAUACGGAGCUCACCAACCGGCCAAGUGGCCGAUCACAGAAGGCCAUCGGCAUUAACCAUCCUUAUGAAUCAUGA